AUGUCGACGGGCCGAAAGGUGUUCCACUGCGCUGUGGACGACACCGUUCUGACUACGAACAUCAGUGAGAUCAAGAAGUGGACGUCGAAUGGAGCCAUCACUCUUUUUGUGCCUCUCUACACCCUCGAACGCCUCCGAGCGCCGAAGCGCGGCGGAUCUCAGCUGGCCAUCAACGCCCGUGAAGCCGUUCGUUUUCUCGACCGCGUGACAUCCGGUAAAGACAGCAUUCCCCCCGAACGCAUUACCCUCCAAGGUCCUAUGGAGCAGUACGAGACCUGGGCCGAAGCGGAGAAGUUUUUCCUGCCGGAGUUUGAAGAAGAGCCGGAGGAAUCGCAUGAAGUUGUGGACGACGUUUCCACCUCCAAGGUGGAGGAAGAUGCGAAGCCCAACGGACACGCGAAAGGAGUCAAGGAUGACGAUCUUUCGCAGAUGCUGCUAAGCAAGCUAAACUUCAAGAAAGAGCCCGAUGCGGACUCGAUGCCUUCGACCGGCACGCAUAGCGGACCCGCCUCCCGAUCUUCAUCUCGAAGCUCUCACACUAGCCCGGAGUACGCGGAUGGCAAUGUUACGAAGUCUAAGUCGCAGCAGACUCCUGGCCACCAGCGCUCUGCGUCGAACUCCUCCAUUCCGGCAACCCCGACGGUCCUCCGGCCCCUGCUCAGUGCGCUCCUGUGGCGCCUGCACAGCAGUCCGGACACCACGGGCCCGGCUAGGAGCGUUAUCCUCGUCACUAAUGACCGAUUCACGCAGACAUGGGCUCAGAAGUUCGGGAUCACGACCAAAAACAUUCACCAGCUACGAACCGCUAUCCAAUACGAAGAAAAGGAGUACAAGAAUCGUUGUAAAUAUGCUGAGAAGAUCCAGGCGGCGGCGGCGGCUGAUCCCAAACCGCUCUUCUCCUACGAGAAUGACAGCGACGAGGACGAAUUGGUCUUCGUUCCCCGCGGUCGGGGCAAAGGAGCCGCCCGGGGCGUCAUUGGUCGGGGAGGAAACGGUCGCAAAUCCGCAGCGUCCAAGCCUGCUGUCGUUCCUCCAGUAGAGACAACUGUGGAAAUUCCAACCGAGCCGAUUGAUCCGGAUUCUUUCAACCGUUCGCUUGGCGUCUCUACCACAGCGAAGAAGCUCGCUGUUGAUCUGAGCUCUCAGGCUGGGGCAGCACGGGGACUCGCAGCUUCGUCUCGACGACAUGGCGGUGGACGUCGCGGCGGUGGUGCGCGAGGAGGCAGCUCCGGGCGUGGUGGCAGUCGUGGACGAGGCAAGUUGUGGGUUCCUUGA
Molecule: messenger RNA, 1275 nt
Organism: Rasamsonia emersonii CBS 393.64
Lineage: Eukaryota; Fungi; Ascomycota; Eurotiomycetes; Eurotiales; Trichocomaceae
Exons: 2
Coding region: 1-1275 (424 amino acids)
Source: RefSeq, a predicted model, not a curated record